Trichechus manatus latirostris (Florida manatee) is the source of this 4401-nucleotide messenger RNA. RefSeq names its product ADAM metallopeptidase with thrombospondin type 1 motif 12 (gene ADAMTS12). Gene Ontology annotation, cellular component: extracellular matrix. The record is from RefSeq and is a predicted model, not a curated record. Gene Ontology annotation, molecular function: metalloendopeptidase activity. The coding region runs from base 1 to 4401 and encodes 1466 amino acids. The transcript has 21 exons. NCBI's taxonomy places the organism in Eukaryota, Metazoa, Chordata, Mammalia, Sirenia, Trichechidae. Gene Ontology annotation, biological process: extracellular matrix organization; proteolysis.
AUGCCAUGUGCCCAGAGGAGUUGGCUUGCAAACCUUUCCGUUCUUGCCCACCUCCUUAACUUUGGGACGCUCUGCUAUGGGCGACAGCCUCAGCCAGGCACGGUUCGCUUCCCGGACAGGAGGCAAGAACAUUUUGUCCAGGCUCUGCCUGACUACCAUGUGGUGGGGCCUGUCCGAGUGGAUGCGAGUGGGAAUUUCAUUUCCUAUGGCUUGCACCAUCCCAUCACCAGCAGCAGGUGGAAGAGAGAUUUGGAUGGCCCAGAUGACCAGGUGUACUAUAGGAUUUCGCACGAGGAGAAGGACCUGUUUUUUAACUUGACAGUCCAUCGGGAAUUUCUUUCCAGUAGCUACAUCGUGGAGAGGCGGUACGGGAACCUCUCCCAUGUUAAGAUGGCCCCUUCCUCCGGGCCCCCCUGCCAUCUCAGGGGCACAGUUCUGCAGCAGGGUACCAGAAUCGGGACCGCAGCUCUCAGUGCCUGCCACGGACUGACUGGAUUUUUCCAGCUACCACAUGGAGACUUCUUCAUUGAACCUGUUAAAAAUCAUCCAGUGGCUGAGGGACAGUACCACCCACACAUCAUUUAUAAGAUGCAGAGGCAGAGAGUUCCACAGAUAAAGGAGCCAACUUGCGGAUUAAACGACAGUUCUGGCACUUUCCAGAAGCAAGAGCUACGGAGGGAGAAGUGGGAGAGGAACCGCAUGCCAAGCAGAACCCUCUCUCGGCGUUCCAUCAGCAAAGAGAGAUGGGUGGAGACUCUGGUGGUGGCUGACACGAAGAUGAUUGAGUAUCAUGGGAGUGAUGUGGAGUCCUAUAUCCUCACCAUCAUGAAUAUGGUCACUGGAUUAUUCCAUAACCCGAGCAUUGGCAAUGCAAUUCACAUUGUUGUGGUUCGGCUCAUUCUACUUGAAGAAGAAGAGCAAGGAUUGAAAAUAGUGCAUCAUGCAGAGAAGACAUUGUCCAGCUUCUGCAAGUGGCAGAAGAGCAUCAACCCCAAGAGUGAUCUCAACCCCGUCCAUCACGAUGUGGCUGUCCUUCUCACCAGAAAAGACAUCUGUGCUGGUGUCAAUCACCCCUGCGAGACCCUGGGUCUGUCCCACCUGUCGGGAAUGUGCCAGCCUCACCAGAGCUGUAACAUCAAUGAAGAUUCUGGACUUCCUCUGGCUUUCACGAUUGCCCAUGAGCUUGGACACAGUCGAGGUUGGGGUUUCUGCCUUGAUGACAUCCCCAAAAAGAAAGGCUUGAAGUCCAAGGUCAUUGCCCCAGGAGUGAUCUAUGAUGUUCACCACCAAUGCCAACUACAGUAUGGUCCCAAUGCUACCUUCUGCCAGGAAGUAGAAAAUGUCUGCCAGACACUGUGGUGCUCAGUGAAAGGCUUUUGUCGCUCUAAGCUGGACGCUGCUGCAGAUGGGACAAGAUGUGGUGAGAAGAAGUGGUGUAUGGCCGGCAAGUGCAUCACAGUAGGGAAGAAACCAGAGAGUAUCCCUGGAGGCUGGGGCCGCUGGUCACCCUGGUCUCACUGCUCCAGGACAUGUGGGGCCGGAAUCCAGAGUGCAGAGAGGCUCUGCAACAAUCCUGAACCAAAGUUUGGAGGGAAGUACUGCACUGGGGAAAGAAAACGCUAUCGCUUGUGUAACAUCCACCCCUGCCGCUCGGAUGCACCCACAUUUCGGCAGAUGCAGUGCAGUGAGUUUGACACUGUUCCCUACAAGAAUGAAUUAUACCACUGGUUUCCUGUUUUUAAUCCAGGUUAUGUUGACAUUGGGCUCAUUCCAAAAGGAGCAAGAGACAUACGGGUAAUGGAGGUUAAGGGAGCCGGGAACUUCCUGGCCAUCAGGAGUGAAGACCCGGAGAAAUAUUACCUGAAUGGAGGAUUUAUUAUCCAGUGGAAUGGGAACUACAAGCUGGCAGGGACUGUCUUUCAGUAUGACAGGAAAGGAGAGCUGGAAAAGCUGAUGGCCACGGGUCCUACCAAUGAGUCAGUGUGGAUCCAGCUCCUAUUCCAGGUGACUAACCCUGGCAUCAAGUAUGAGUACACAAUCCGGAAAGAUGGCCUUGACAAUGACGUGGAGAAGCUGGAGUACUUCUGGCAGUAUGGCCGCUGGACAGAGUGCAGUGCAACAUGUGGGACAGGUAUCCGCCGCCAGACUGCCCAUUGCAUAAAGAAGGGCCAAGGAAUGGUGAAGGCUACAUUCUGUGACCCAGAAACCCAGCCCAAUGGGAGACAGAAGAAGUGCCAUGAAAAGGAUUGUCCACCCAGGUGGUGGGCAGGGGAGUGGGAAGCAUGCUCAGCAACCUGCGGGCCCCACGGAGAGAAGAAACGAACGGUACUAUGCAUCCAGACCAUGGGCUCUGACGAGCAGGCUCUCCCGGCUAAAGAUUGCCAGCACCUGCUGAAGCCCAAGCCCCUCGUUUCCUGUAACAGAGACAUCCUGUGUCCCUCGGAUUGGACUGUGAGCAAUUGGAGUGAGUGUUCUGUUUCCUGUGGUGGUGGAGUGCGGAUCCGCAGUGUGACGUGUGCCAAGAACAAUGAUGAGCCUUGUGAUGUGACAAAGAAACCCAACAGCCGAGCUCUGUGUGGCCUCCAGCAAUGCCCAUCUACCCGGAGAGUUCUGAAACCCAACAGAGGCAUGAUCUUCAAUAGGAAAAAUCUACCAACAUCUGAGAAAGACCCCGUAAAACCCAUUCCUUCACCUACAUCCAGUCCCAGAAUGGUGACCACACCCACAGUGCUUGAGCCGAUGAAUACAAUUGCUGUGACAGUCAAGAGCCCUAGUCCUACCACAACCUCCCAAGGAAACCUGGAUGGGAAACAGUGGCAAAAUAGUUCAACUCAAUCUGAACUGGACUCCCAUUAUCUCAGUUCUGCUGGAAUUACUUCUCAGCCUACCCUUACUUCCUGGUCUUUGAGUAUCGAGCCAAAUGAAGGGAAUGUUUCCAGUUCAGACACUGUUCCUACCCCUGAGGUAGACCUUUCAGCCACGACAACAAGCAGUUCUGAUUUUUCAUCUUCCAGCAACCUUGUGACUUGGCAGGCAACUCCACUCUACGAUACUUUGACCAAAGAGCCAGAAAUGGAGAUUCAUAGUGGUUCAGGGGAAGACAGUGAACAACCUGAGAACAAAGAUGAAAGCAGCCCUGUAAUAUGGACCGACAACAGAGUACCUGGAAAUGAUGCUUCAGUUGUAAGAAGUACAAAAAUGCCACUCGGACCUCCACCAACACCUUAUCUCAGGGAGGAGUCCUUGUGGCCACCCUUGAGCACAGUGAUGGAAGGACUCCUACCUAGCCAAAUGCCCACUCCUCUCAAAAAUGGUACACCCAGAGUUGAGGGGAUGUUCACUAAAAAUCCAGCUAAGACUCCACUCCUUCUGGGAGAUGACCAGCCAGUGCCCUCAGAAAAGUCAGUAAACCAUAACCAUCUAGAACCACCAAGCAACAUGAAUGUAACACAGAGUUCUGGACCAGUCCUGACAGAGGAGGAUGCAAUGAGCCUGAUUGCUGAGGGGUUUUUGCUGAAUGCCUCCAAUUACAAGCAGAUCACUGCGGGCCACAGUCCUGCAUACUGGAUUGUUGGAAACUGGAGUGAGUGCUCCACCACAUGUGGGCUGGGCGCCUACUGGAGGAGCGUGGAGUGCAGCACCAAGAUCGAUGCCGACUGCGCGGCCACUCAGAGGCCUGACCCUGCAAAGAAAUGCCACCUCCGUCCCUGUGCUGGCUGGAAAGUGGGAAACUGGAGCAAGUGCUCCAGAAACUGCAGUGGGGGCUUCAAGAUCCGGGAGAUUCAAUGCGUGGACAGCCGGGACCACCAGAGCCUGAGGCCUUUUCACUGCCAGUUCCUGGCUGGGAUUCCUCCCCGCCGGAGCAUAAGCUGUAACACUGAGCCUUGUGAGGAGUGGCAUGUGGAUCCUUGGAGGCAGUGCUCUAGGUCCUGUGGAGGUGGAGUUCAGGAGAGAGGAGUGUCUUGUCCGGGGGGCUUCUGUGACUGGACAGAAAGGCCCAUGUCCAUGGCCCCCUGCAACAAGCACCCUUGCUGUCAUUGGGCCACUGGGAGCUGGAACCUGUGUACCACUUCCUGUGGAGGUGGCCUUCAGAAGAGGACUGUCCAUUGUGUCUCCUCAGAGGACAAUAAAACUGAAGACCAAGGCCGGUGUCUGUGUGAUCACGAACCCAAACCUCCAGAAUUCCGAAAAUGUAACCAGCAAACCUGCAGGAAGGCUGCCAAUUUACUUUGCACCAAGGACAAGCUGUCAGCCAGUUUCUGCCAGACACUAAAAAUCAUGAAGAAAUGCUCCAUGCCCACUGUGAGGGCUCAGUGCUGCCUCUCAUGUCCCCAGACUCACAUCGUUCAUGCCCGAAGGCCAAGAAAGCAGCAGUCACUCAAAAGCCCCAAAUCACUCUAA